GGCACACCAAAAUUCUGUUCGCCUACACUUGAAAAUUACCUAGGGUCGGCUCUGCACGGGAUGUGGGGUUUGGGAGGGAGAAGAGACAGGAGAUGAAGCAAGAGCUUCAAGAGCUUCAUCUGCCAUAAAGAUCUUUAACACAGUGCCGAUCUUGCCCAAGACUGUCCACUUCUUGUGGCGAAAGUUGCAUCCUACCUUUAUCGGCUGGUUCCUUACGACCUUUUUAUGAGUUUGAAAAAUAAGUCUUCGGGAGAAUUGCUCAAGGGAAGGGGGUAGGCUUUUUGUAGAGGAUGAUAUUUCAGGAAGAAUCUGGUCACACGCCUUAGGCAAGAGCCUGAUACUGGGAUGGACAAGCAGGUUUGGUAAGGGAGGCCAGUUGCACAACUUGGAGGAGAGGGUUGUCUCAGACGGAGGUGAGAAUAUAAGAAGGGACUACACCCUAGGGGUCUUCACACCAUCUUGAAUCACUCCUCUUCUCCUGUUCAUCGCUGAUUCAGGUCAACCACCAAGUCAAGAUGUCUCCGACUCAAAUGGAAAGCUGCAUGGAGACCGUUGUCAAUAUCUUCCACCAAUAUUCCGUGCGCCAGGAUCAUUUUGACAAGCUCAGCAAGAAGGAGAUGUCUCAGCUGGUUCACAAGCAGUUCCCCAAUUGGUUGAAGGAGCAAAAGAACCCCAAGGCCAUUGAAGAAUUAUUCAAGCAGCUGGACCAGGACCAGGACAAUCAACUGUCCUUUGGAGAAUUCAUGGUCUUCAUCUGCAAGUUGACCAUUGCCACUCAUGAGCACAUUCACCAAGAAGGGGAUGAUGGGCACGCCCACCACCAGCACUAAGUCCCUUGAGGAAGACCGAGAGGACUGGAAAAGCAAACCCAGUUUCUCCAAUGCGCCUGGAAAAGGGGUUCGAACCAUCAGGUCACAAUAAAGUUAGUUUCAGAAAAAGUG
Anolis carolinensis (green anole) is the source of this 941-nucleotide messenger RNA. Its product is annotated as protein S100-A12. NCBI's taxonomy places the organism in Eukaryota, Metazoa, Chordata, Lepidosauria, Squamata, Anolidae. The transcript has 3 exons. Gene Ontology annotation, molecular function: calcium-dependent protein binding; calcium ion binding; transition metal ion binding. Bases 516 to 830 code for a protein of 104 amino acids. The record is from RefSeq and is a predicted model, not a curated record. Gene Ontology annotation, cellular component: cytoplasm.